Messenger RNA from Zingiber officinale, 1101 nucleotides. Its product is annotated as acidic leucine-rich nuclear phosphoprotein 32-related protein-like. The transcript is spliced from 2 exons. Gene Ontology annotation, molecular function: histone binding. The record is from RefSeq and is a predicted model, not a curated record. The coding region runs from base 52 to 867 and encodes 271 amino acids. Gene Ontology annotation, cellular component: nucleus. NCBI's taxonomy places the organism in Eukaryota, Viridiplantae, Streptophyta, Magnoliopsida, Zingiberales, Zingiberaceae.
CCAACACGUAGGGUUUUACUUCACUCUAGUGUUUUACGGCGGCGAUCGGCGAUGGCGGAAGCUUGGGAGCGAGCAGUGGCGGCAGCGCUCAAGGGGCAGGCGGAGCCGCCUCGGGCCCUCACCCUCGACAGCGCCCUGAAGUGUCCCGACGGCCGCCUCCCGCCGUCUUCACUUUUCGAGGGCAAGCUCGCCGCGCUGGAGCACCUCUCCGUCGCCAACAUUCGCCUCUCCUCCCUCGAGGGAUUCCCACACCUCCCUUCCCUCCGUCGGCUCGUCCUAUCCGAUAACCGCAUCGCUAGCGGUCUCGCCGCGCUGGUGGAAGCAGGCCUCAACGCGCUCUGCGACCUCGACCUCUCCAACAACCGCAUCGCGUCGAUCGAGGACCUUGCCCAGCUGGCAAAACUGCGCCUCGAGUCGCUGGACCUCUACGAGUGCCCUGUGACCAAGAUCGAGGGAUACCGUUCCAAGGUUUUUGGAAUGAUCCCUUCCCUUAAGUAUUUGGAUAAAGUGGACAAGGAUGGGAAUGAAAGGCCGGAGACAGACGAUGAGGAGGAAGAAGAGGAGGAUGAGGAGGAUGUAGCGGAGGAAGAAAAUGAUAAUGAGGAAGAAGUAGAAGAUGAGGAAGAUGAAGAAGAAGAAGAAGAAGAAGAAGAAGAAGAAGAGGGUGAGGAAGAUGAUGAGGAGGGUGAGGAAGAAGAAGAAGCAGAAGAAAUGGAGGACAAUGCGACCGAUCAUUCUUCAAACCGAGCAGCAAAGCUCAGACACGAGAAUGGAGAAUCGAAAAAUGUGUCCAAGGAUGAUCAACCAGAACAACAGAAAAAAAGCAUCAUCAGCAAGAGGAAAAGGGUGGGAGAUGAGCAGGCAUAAAAAAAAUUAUUCAACCUUCAAGGAUAUUGGAUGAUGUUUGAAAAAACAAUCAUACGGGAGUUAGAUCAAUGAGGUUUACGGAUUCAUUUUGAAUCGGGAGAAAUGUGAAUGCGAAGCUUCCAUCCCUAGUGCUAGAAGGUUGGUCUUUUUUCAACGAGCAUGUUUCCGUCAACAACUACUCUAGUGUAGUAAAACCUGGUAAAAUGGAAGUGGCAUUUCUAACUUCCCUUUUGU